Messenger RNA from Urocitellus parryii (Arctic ground squirrel), 2534 nucleotides. Its product is annotated as retinol dehydrogenase 7. NCBI's taxonomy places the organism in Eukaryota, Metazoa, Chordata, Mammalia, Rodentia, Sciuridae. Gene Ontology annotation, cellular component: intracellular membrane-bounded organelle. Gene Ontology annotation, molecular function: oxidoreductase activity. The record is from RefSeq and is a predicted model, not a curated record. Gene Ontology annotation, biological process: steroid metabolic process.
UGCCACAGCUCUGUGUUCUACUUCUUCCCAUCCUCUGUCUGAACAGAAGCCAGACUUAUUUUACUCAGCAUCUGUGCCUGUCCUCUACAAAACCAUGUGGCUCUCCCUGGUGGUCCUUGUAGGCCUGUACUACCUUCUGCGCUGGUACAGGGAGAGGCAGGUGGUGAGCCACCUCCAAGACAAGUAUGUCUUCAUCACAGGCUGUGACUCGGGCUUCGGGAAUCUGCUGGCCAGGCAGCUGGACAUGCAAGGCAUGAGGGUGCUGGCUGCAUGUCUGACAGAGGAGGGGGCCAAACAGCUGAGGGACCGGACAUCAGCGAGGCUGGAGACGGUGACCCUGGAUGUUACCAACACAGAGAGCAUUGCUGCAGCCACCCAGUGGGUGAAGGAGCAUGUGGGAGAGAGAGGGCUCUGGGGCCUGGUGAAUAAUGCCGGCAUUGCCUUACCCAUUGCUCCCAAUGAGUGGCUGACCAAACAGGACUUUGUGAGAGUACUGGAGGUGAACCUGCUGGGAGUGAUCGAGGUGACUUUGAGCCUGCUACCCUUAGUGAGGAAGGCGAGGGGCCGCGUGGUCAAUGUCGCCAGUAUCCUGGGCCGGGUGUCACUCAGCAGUGGCGGCUACUGCAUCUCCAAAUACGGCGUAGAGGCCUUCUCUGACAGCCUCAGGAGAGACCUCUUUUAUUUUGGGGUGAAGGUGGCUAUAAUUGAGCCUGGUUUCUUCAGAACCAACAUUUUACCUCUUGAGAAAUUCUCACAGACCCUAAAGAAUCAAUGGAACCAGGCCAGCUCAGAGGUCAAAGAGACCUAUGGAGAGAAGUUUCUGGCAUCCUACAUGAAAACAAUUACAUCAUUGGAGAACAUGUGCUCAGAGGACUUGUCCUUGGUGACAAACUGCAUGGAGCAUGCWCUGACUGCCUGUUACCCCCGCACACGGUAUUCAGCUGGCUGGGAUGCCAAGCUCUUCUACAUCCCCAUGAGCUACCUGCCGACCUUCCUAGUGGACGCCAUAAUCUCCUGGAAUGCUCCAAAGCCUGAAAAGACCCUGUGAAGUCAACGUUGGAGUGCAUGGGUUGUGGGAAGUUGGGUACUGUGUGAGGGAGGGGAUGCUUCAAGGGAAGGAAACUAGGGCGGAGGGAGGGAGCAGUCAUGUCACUAUGUUAUCUAUCCUACUUUCUUCAUUCAAAGGAUUCUGCUAAGAUAUCGCUCACAACUGGUAAAUCAGGAGAAAAGACUCAAGGAAUUCUGCUAAGGAAUAGGAACUUCAUAGCACUCAUUGAUGUCCAAUUGAUUUUGGUAUCUGUUCAAGUUUCUAAGCCUUUUGACCAACCAUGAGGAAUCUACACAGGUGGGAAAGUUGUAAGCAGGUGAGAGGAUGCUCAGCUCACACCUGCUGUGCCUUCUGUCCUCCUGUCCUUCUCCUCAGGCUAUGCAUUAUCCCUGGCUAGUUUAUAUCCUCACAUAGUAUGCAGAUGGCCUGGAGAAAGCAGGGGCACUCAUCCUCUGAUAUCAUCUGUGCACCUCAUGAGGGGGUUUAGGAGGGCAACAAGCAGCCAACCUAUACCCUCAAGUCUUAGGAGCCAAGUCUGUAGGCAUUGGUGGGGAGGAGGUGUCCUCAAUACAGAUCCUGGCAGAGGACUCAGAAAUCAAUUUUUUAUUUGUCUUGAAAYCAUGGCUUUCUUUUGAUUAGUUUUGUUUUAGAAUAAAAUUCAAAAACUUCACCAGUGCCCAGUGAUUUGAACUAAGGGCAUGAGGAAAAAUGUGGUGUGGACCACUGGGAGGAAGAGUCAGGUGCCUUCAUGGAGAAUAGGGGAUGAAAGGAAUGACCUUAGGUGGGAUCAGAAGAGGGAAGUGGUAUAAUCCCUGCCCUCUCUAUCCUCUCUGCCACAGAGGUGAGAGGGACUUGUUUCCCUUCUGAGACUUCCAAAUACCUUGAUUCACAAGAUCAGAUAGCAGAUGGGCCAGUGUGGAGAUGUUCAGAGGAUCUGGCAUGUCUCAGAUCCCUUUCCUGGGUAGCUGAAACUUCCCUCCCCUCACCAGUCACCUCUCUGUGACCCUCAGUGACCUACAUUGAUUUUAAACUCACUGCAAUUCUGUCCUGUCAUUUCUCAAGUCUGUCACUGCUGUUCUACUCCCUCUUCCUUCUGGUGGCAUGGAGUGAGAGUCACUUCUGGACCCUGGUCUUUCCUUUUCUGCUCAACAUUUGCUGAGCACCUCCUGUAUGCUGGACAAGAAAGCCUUGAAUUAUCCCCAACUUCCUAAGACCCAGCUCUAUGUGUUGUCCGUAUAGUGAUGGUCGUCUGGAGUCGGGGCUGAAUAGAGAGAGCAUUUGCAGAAAGUGAUGGAGAGUCCUGGGAGGAGUCGUUGGAGUUGGGUAGUAUCACCCCAGGAGUCUUGGUUUUCUUGCCUUGAGGAUUUGGACCCUUUAGAGAAUCUUGUGUAAUUGGUUCACACAAGGACACAGUGUAAAUGGAUACAGUGACCUGUGUCCAUUGUGAAAACAGUGAUAUCUAAUAUUGCAGGGCUAUUCAUUUUUA